AUGGAAAUUGUUAUUGCAAUGUUUCAUACUAUUUAUAUGCGUCGAAUGGAACGAAGAAUAGAUGGUCAAGCUGUUCAACAGAUAGAUAGGCUUCAAAGAAGGCGCAGAAGGAUUCCAAGGUUUUUUCGUCCCAGAUCAGGACUUGAUGCACUUUCUGACAUUGACAUCAUCAGGCGUUUUAGAUUGAGUAGAGAAUCAAUUGAAAGGCUAUACAAUCAAAUAUCUGGUCAACUUGAACCCAUUACUUUUCGGACACAUGCUCUGCCCGGAAUGUUGAAGCUGUUGGCUGUUUUACAUUUUCUAGCAACUGGUUCCUUUCAAUCAGUUACUAGUGUAGUUGUUGGCAUGAGCCAGCCUUCUUUUUCACGCCACCUAACUACAGUGAUUGAUGCUCUUUUGUCAGUUUUCAAACGACUUGCUGGAAUCCCAAAUGUGUUGGGUGCAAUUGAUUGUACUCAUGUCAGAGUAAGGCCACCACAUCUAAAAGAAGAAAUGUAUCGCAACCGCAAGUUUUAUCAUUCUUUGAACAUCCAGAUGGUUUGUGAUGCUGGAGAUGCAGGAUAUUCCUGUAGGAACUGGCUACUUACUCCUGUAAAUAUUCCACGCACAAGAUCUGAAAUGCGGUACAAUGAUGCACACAAAACAACUCGAUGUGUGAUUGAGAGGACCUUUGGAAUGCUCAAAAGCCGUUUUCGUUGUCUAGAUGAAUCCGGAGGCACUCUUCAAUACGUUCCUGAGAAAGUGGCUGUUAUGGUGUUGGUCUGUUGCAUGUUGCAUAACAUCGCUUUGCGACAAUCAAACAUAGAGGAACUGGAAAUAAUAACACCAGAUGAAGAUGGUGUUGAAUCUGUUCCUCAAGAUGUAGUUGAAGGGGGUACACAUGCACGUAACCAGUUGAUACAAACUCAUUUCGUUAACUAG
Messenger RNA from Bombina bombina (fire-bellied toad), 921 nucleotides. Its product is annotated as putative nuclease HARBI1. The coding region runs from base 1 to 921 and encodes 306 amino acids. The transcript has 4 exons. NCBI's taxonomy places the organism in Eukaryota, Metazoa, Chordata, Amphibia, Anura, Bombinatoridae. The record is from RefSeq and is a predicted model, not a curated record.